This is a messenger RNA of Dichomitus squalens LYAD-421 SS1, 2066 nucleotides long. RefSeq lists its product as uncharacterized. The transcript is spliced from 4 exons. Lineage: Eukaryota; Fungi; Basidiomycota; Agaricomycetes; Polyporales; Polyporaceae. The record is from RefSeq and is a predicted model, not a curated record. Bases 1204 to 1563 code for a protein of 119 amino acids.
UUCAAUACAGAGAGACAGAUAUGGGGGUAUAGUGCUUCUGAGAAGCUUGCACUUCUCUUCGAACGUCGAACCAGCAUGCCAUAAGUAAAGCGAUCGGAUAAAGUGCCUGACCGCUAACGAGGGUAUAGUCUGAAGGAGAUUCAACGCUGCAGAUAGAACGAGUUUUUCUUUUGCCCUAAUGCUGACGACGAUUCGCUCGUAGGAAAGGACUGACAACUUCGUCCUGUAUUCGCCGGUGCAACUUGAUAAGAGAAUCGAGAUAAGAUUAAUGCUGAGUUCAUUGUCCUAAUGGUGUAAGCUUAAGUCAAAAGUUGACCUUUCUGGACACGAGUCAUCAGAUCAGGACGGGAAUUCGCGCCCUCUCGCUCCUGUGCAUUGACGUUUCUCUAGUCGACGACAUCCGGAGGCCUGCCCUGGCCAUGAGUGUAGUGACGGCGAUUGCAACACAUCCGUGGCACUGGCGCUGAAAGCAGUCAUUGUGGCGUGGGAGAGAUCGGGCGCUGUUGCACUUUCGCGUAGUAAGGUUGCCUCCAUACAGAUCGCACGCACUAACACCACGUCACCCGGCUCUCUCGCGCACUCAGCAAAAGACCCCGAGGCAAGCGUCAGAUGAGCUGUGUACUCAGGUCACGGCGAUGGACGAGCAUGUCAGUGUGGGCGGGCUGAAGAUGGCAAAACUUGAAGCUUGAUAGCUCCAUCAGCAGUGUUACGACCAAAGCACCGUCCGACGUUUUCUUGAGAUCCUUUGCACGUACAUCACAUGAUCCAUGGUGUGUGUAGGAUGAGGCAGUAUUCGCGACCAAAAUGCAGGUGAAACAAUUCGUUCGCCAGAAGCAACUGACCUGUGCGUAGCAUACGACCCUAGGUCGUAUCGCGCGUCCAUCCCUUCUUCGGCCUAACAGCCAGUUCCGUGUCCUAUUCGGAGGCCUACUUGGCCUUCGAGUCGGGCUGUUGUGAGUUCCUGCUCAAGGACGGCGAAUGUUGCGUCGUGGAUGGGGAAGAAUGGAAGACAAUACUCAAGCCAUAUGCGCCACGGGAAGUCGGUAUAGAACAUAGGAGGGCGGUUAUUGUAAGCGGCCUUGUCGUCCCAGGGUAACAGGGCGGCUGAGACUGGAAAGAAGAAGGGUCCGUUGGCGCGGAGCUAGGGAAGCCCGAGACGAGUUCAACGAGUAAAACGCGCAAGCAUGACGCAGAUCGGCCAAAAUGAAUCACGCAGGACUAGCAUCCGGGUCCGAUGGUGGGAUUGGCUCAGAGCCAGAAUGCCGUACCCUGGGCAGCCAGACGGGCUCGGGACACCUGAUCGGGCGUCACAUUGCUGUUGAGCAGAUAACGCACGGCGUUGUCGAGAUGGCCCUAGCCGCGUCGCGCGGCGGUGAGGAGCACAGUUCCCUUGCCCUUUGGAGAGACGGAUAUGGAGGCGAGGCGACCUAUAAGCCACGAGAAGAGAAGAUCGCAGUAGUAGUCUCGUGGUGGGUGGAGGAAAACGUCCCAGUGGAGGCGAUGCGAACGUCCAAGUACAGUCGCGAUCGCCACAUCAGCACGAUCUUUCCGUGGCUUGUCUAGCCUGGCCCCCUCGCCGUCACCCUCUUCCAGACACUCGGCAACGAUGGGAAGGAAUUUGUAGGCAGGGCAAAGAAGACCCUUUCCGGGAUACAUGGAUUCCAGCUCGUUGGAGAAGAGCGUUAGGUCGAUGUAAGUUGGCGGAUGACUCGGAAGGAGAGCACCAGAACCAGUCGAAGAGGAAUGAGACGUGACAUGGAAGGGUGGAGACGGAGAACGCGCAGGAGAGGAGAAGUCGCCACCGAGAGUCAAGGAGAGUGCAGACUCGGCGGGAAGCGUGCCAGGUGGUGUAAGCUAGGAAGCUUGGAGGAAAAGGACUCGGCUUGGAGGAUUGGGGUGCACGAGCGUGCACGACAGCUGCAAUGACGACCCCACGUCAGAGCGCAGAUACCAUAUACAUCGAUGAACCCGAUGAGCGAGACACAGAGUAGUUCGAACUUCUUGUCCGAUGUGGGUGCCGGUACUAUUUGUAUAUGAGUACACAGGCAGUAGGACGGACCACGGCU